Fusarium graminearum PH-1 is the source of this 1242-nucleotide messenger RNA. RefSeq lists its product as uncharacterized. The record is from RefSeq and is a predicted model, not a curated record. NCBI's taxonomy places the organism in Eukaryota, Fungi, Ascomycota, Sordariomycetes, Hypocreales, Nectriaceae. The transcript is spliced from 8 exons. Bases 1 to 1242 code for a protein of 413 amino acids.
AUGUCGGCGCUUUUGACCCGCGAUAUCCGUUCUCCAGCAAACUCAAUGCCCACCUCGCAUUGGUCGGCUUCGGAUUUCGCUGGCGCCGUUGCCGUUGCCUCGCCACUCUCUCGGUCAACCCUAACUAGGUCACUGACUACCGAAGACGGGGGUUCGGUCCAGCAUCACAUCCAAACGUUUCACCGUUUCACCGUAUUACAAGGUUCUCUAAGAAGCGGUCACUAUAUGCUGAAGCUCUCAGUCAUGUACCGCAAGCCCCGUCUAUGUGCUUCCAGAAGGACCCGGCCUGUCUCAUCGCGUCGCAUUGAAUCGAACUCUACCCAAUCCCCUUUCACGGUUGAUGCCAAACUCGACCCAGACUCUUCCUACAGCACUGCUAUAUCGCUCAUGCUGCUGGAUAUUCCCGUCGCUUCACCUGUUGGUAGCAUGCGGGAUAUUGAUGACGGGAGCUUAAUGUCAAAUCUAGAAGCAAGUGUCGACACCAUUCUAUUGGCUGCACCUUGCACAUCUUCUUCAUCCCGCGGGAGACAACUUAUGGCGCUGGCUUGUUCUCUUCCAUCCGCCUCACUCUUCUUCAUCAUACCUAUCUCAGACAAAAUCCAACAGCGCUAUCAACAAUAUUGCUUCGGCCUUCAUUUACCCAAUUCCCUUGGCAACAGUGCACGAUUGCGGAGAGAUAUUUCCUUGAACAGCCAAGCUUUCUGUUUAGUCGAUUCAGGGACCUACGUACGGGCAUAUGGAGCAAUCGCGGUGCUACCUCAGCUAGGGAUGCGCUGUGUUGAUUUGGAGUCCCAGCCUCCGCUCCAGCUUUAUUCGUACACACGUACGGAAACUCACUCCGCCAUAGUCUGGGAGGUAAACGAUAGACUAUUGAUCACCGAUAGUAAAGACGGCCAAUGUCAUGCCAUUGUCCUUUCACCUCCGCCUACAGAGUUUGUUCGAGUACGAGUUGGCCUAUCGAUCAAGCCAUGGGUAAAUCAAACUUCAAGAAUAGCAUUGCAGGCCCGGCAUGAUACACAAACGUCAAUGUCGCUGAGAUACUUGGACACAUUGGAAUUGCCCUAUCAAAGCCCCGAUCUAGUCAUGAUACAUAGCACCACUCGCUCCUCUGCAUGUCUCACACAUGCUGCUGAACUCCUUGAACCGAAGGUGUCGUCGACCUUGAAAAGGACCGCUUGUUCUCCAAAUCCAAACCCCAACAACCCCAAAGAAAAUGCAGGGAUUUUCUCCUACCUGCAUUAG